AUGUUAGAACCCCGUUUAUCCAUCGAACAACCAAGAUUAGAACCCUCUCCUGCUACCCGAACCCCUCGAUCGGCCCUUCACGAUGUCGUGACCCGUGAAUACACCAUCCACCUCCACAAGCGAGUCCACGAUUUGUCUUUCAAGAAGAAGGCACCAAAAGCCAUCAAGUCCAUUGUCGAGUUCGCUCAAAAAUCAAUGGGUGUGAACGACGUCCGAAUCUCCCCUGGUCUCAACCAAGCCGUCUGGGCCCGAGGUAUCCGAUCCCCACCUAAGAGAAUCAGAGUCAGACUUGAGAGAAAGAGAAACGACGAUGAGGGUGCUAAAGAGAAACUUUACGUGCUCGCUUCUGUUGUUGAAGGUGUUACCAGCUUCAAGGGCCUCCAAACCGUCGUUGUUGAAGGUGACGAGUAA
This is a messenger RNA of Kwoniella botswanensis, 411 nucleotides long. RefSeq lists its product as uncharacterized. The transcript is spliced from 4 exons. Gene Ontology annotation, molecular function: structural constituent of ribosome. Gene Ontology annotation, biological process: cytoplasmic translation. The record is from RefSeq and is a predicted model, not a curated record. The coding region runs from base 1 to 411 and encodes 136 amino acids. Gene Ontology annotation, cellular component: cytosolic large ribosomal subunit; ribosome. NCBI's taxonomy places the organism in Eukaryota, Fungi, Basidiomycota, Tremellomycetes, Tremellales, Cryptococcaceae.